AUGGCGCUUUUCCAUUUAGCCACGGCCAUAUGUGCAGUUGUCCAUUUCAUCUCCUUCCCAAAAUCCUCCGUCGCAACCGAUACACUUUCCCCGGACCAAACCCUUUCCCUUGGCCACACUUUGAUUUCUCAAAACCAAAUUUUCGAGCUCGGCUUUUUCACUCCUGGAAAAUCCACCAACAGAUUCCUGGGGAUAUGGUACAAAAGCACGCCAGAUGUUUGCGUUUGGGUCGCAAACAGGAACAGCCCCAUCGCGGGCUCUGAAAACAACGUAUUCUUAACCCUCGCCGGAAAUGGAACUUUGCUUAUCAGCCAAGCCGGAAACAUUAUCUGGUCGCCGAACCCAUCAGCCGUUGCUUCAAACCCUCUUUUGCAGCUCCUCAAUACUGGAAACCUGGUUCUUCUAGAAGCUUCCUCACGCAGCCACAUCUGGCAGAGCUUUGACCACCCCACCGACACCCGGCUUCCGGGAAUGAAGUUGGUAGACGAUGGCGACAAGUACCUGACGUCAUGGAGAAAUCCGGAGGAUCCUUCUCCUGGAGAAUACAUUUACAGAAUCGAAACCCAUGGCUUGUCUGAGAUGGUGGUUUACAGAGGGAAAGUGAAAACGUUCCGCACUGGGAAGUGGAACGGCCUCUACUUUUCCGGGGUCUUGCCAUUUCCUAAUCACGUAUUCAAUCCCGAACUGGUCUUCGUCCAACAGAGGCUUAUAUCUGUUGUCGAGCCAUAUGAUAGCUCGGUUUUCACCAGGGUAACACUGGACACAUCUGGUGUGAUCCAGCGCCUGACCAUGAAUUCCAGAAAAGAUAAGUGGAAUCCAGUUGUAUCGGCUCCUUUGGACCCUUGCGACGAGUACGGUCAGUGUGGGCCUAAUGGUUUCUGCAGGAUUGAUAAGCCGAUAAGGUGUGAAUGUUUCAAGGGUUUUUCCCCAAAGUUCUCAAAAGAAUGGGACCAUCAGGAUUGGUCUGGUGGGUGCACCAUAGAUAAGCCGUUGAGUUGUGAAGGUGGGGAUGGUUUUCUGGAGGUUAAAAAGGUGAAGUAUCCUGACAUGUUGAGUUUUCAAUUGAAUACGAGCAUGGGCUUGGGAGAUUGUAGAAGUGAGUGCUUGAGAAACUGUAAUUGCACAGCUUAUGCCAGUCCGUACUUAGAUAAUGGAGGGUAUGGCUGCUUGAUGUGGUUUGGGGAUCUCAUUGAUGUGAGAGAAUACCCUCCGGCUGAUGCCAAACAAAAUAUCUAUAUUCGGUUGCGGGCUUCAGAAGUAGAUUAUGGAUCUAGCUGGGAGCAGGUGCGGAAGGAGAAGGACAAGGAGAAGGAGAAGGCAAUGCCUACAAAGAUAAUACUAAUAUCAAUGGCUUUUGGAGUUUUUGUCUCUUGGUUUAUUAAUGGAGGUAUACUUUUAAUGGCACGAAUAAAGGGACAAGUUGGAAACAAAAAUGAAAACGAAUUGGAAUUACCUUUAUUCAAGUUGGAAACAAUUAUAACUGCAACAAACAAUUUUUCUAUAGAAAACAAGGUUGGAGAAGGAGGAUUUGGUCCUGUUUACAUGGGGAACCUGUCACGAGAGGAAAAAAUAGCUGUUAAAAGAUUGUCGAAUACUUCUAGUCAGGGGCUUGAAGAGUUCAAAAAUGAAGUUAUCUUGAUCGCUAAACUUCAACACAAAAACCUCGUUAGACUUUUGGGGUGUUGCAUUGAAAGAGACGAAAGGAUGCUAAUCUAUGAAUAUCUGCAGAAUAGAAGCCUGGAUUAUUUCAUAUUUGACUGGAAUCGAAGGAAACUUCUGACAUGGCCUAAGCGGUUUGAUAUUAUCAUCGGAAUAGCAAGGGGACUGCUUUAUCUUCAUCAUGAUUCCAGAUUAAAGGUUAUCCAUCGAGAUCUCAAAACGAGCAAUAUUUUACUGGACGGAAGUUUUAGUUCGAAAAUUUCAGAUUUUGGCAUCGCAAGAAGUUUUGGGGAGGAUCAGUUACUUGCUAAAACAAAAAGAGUUGUUGGAACCUAUGGAUAUAUGGCCCCGGAGUACGCAUUUGAUGGAAAAUUCUCUGUGAAGUCUGACGUCUUUAGCCUUGGAGUGGUGUUGUUAGAGAUUGUUAGUGGAAAAAAGAACAGGGCUAUCGAUGGUGAUCAUUAUUAUAGUCUUUUGGGUCAUGCAUGGUUGCUAUGGAAAGAAGACAGGAGCCUGGAGCUAAUGGAUGAAAGUUUGAAUGAUACAUGUAUUGAAACUGAAGUGAAGAGAUGCAUACAAGUCGGGUUGUUAUGCGUUCAGAAAUUUGCAGAAGAUAGGCCAACAAUGUCGUCUGUGAUUUUCAUGUUAUCAACUGAUGGUACAAUUUUGCCUGAACCCAAUGAGCCUGGGUUUUUUAUCCAUCCAAGUUCGAGUCCUGUAAGAAAUUGCACACCGCCAUGUGCGAUAUCCACGAGAAUGACAAUGACCAUCACCGAUUUGGAGGCUAGAUGA
Molecule: messenger RNA, 2451 nt
Organism: Striga hermonthica
Lineage: Eukaryota; Viridiplantae; Streptophyta; Magnoliopsida; Lamiales; Orobanchaceae
Source: the annotation of a GenBank genome assembly